Molecule: messenger RNA, 2726 nt
Organism: Scatophagus argus
Lineage: Eukaryota; Metazoa; Chordata; Actinopteri; Scatophagidae
Product: calsenilin-like
Exons: 10
Coding region: 632-1405 (257 amino acids)
Biological process (GO): negative regulation of transcription by RNA polymerase II; regulation of potassium ion transmembrane transport
Cellular component (GO): voltage-gated potassium channel complex; nucleus
Molecular function (GO): calcium ion binding; RNA polymerase II cis-regulatory region sequence-specific DNA binding; potassium channel regulator activity
Source: RefSeq, a predicted model, not a curated record
UGUAGUGACAAACAAACUGCUGCUGACUAGAAGUGAGAAGUUGUCACGAGCAGCCUGCAUGCUUGUCCUGCCUGCUGAUGGAGAGGACUGCAAAUCUAAUAAUAUAAUACUCCUUCUGUUAUUAUUUUGAUCAUAUCCGAGCAGGAUCACACAGACAGCCGAGAGCUAAAAGAAAGCAAAUCCAUUUGGAAAGUAUGAAACACGGGAACCCUUUUUAAUUUCCUCGGAGAGUCAGCCUGUUAGCGCCUGUCUGAGAUCACUGCAGGUUAUAAUAUGUCUGGUACUUGUAAUAAUAUUUGUCACGAUGUAGGAGCCUCGUCCACACCUCGCUAUAUAAAUUGUUUGCGUCCUCUCUACUUGUUGCAGUGAGAACUUGUGUAGUGUACGCACUUUGGACUCCUCGGGUCCUUUCGGUCAUCUGUGGCGGGUGACGAUUAUGGGUUUUCAGUGUUUCUCCUCAUUUCAGUGUGUCUGAGCAGCUCUGCUCCUCCUUCAAACAGUCCUUUUCUUUCUUGCCUCCCCUCACAUCACUGAAGGGUCGCCUGAGGAGCGCAGGAGGAAGAGGAAGAGGAGGAAGAGGAGGAGGAUUGCAGCGAUUUUUUCUGAAAACAGCGACUCGACUCCAGACGCAAUGCAGGCAGACGAGAAGGCAGUGGAUGGCGGACUGCUGCCUGAUGCCAGUGGGAAAGAUCCAAACCCGAGCGCACAAACAGAUGGCUCCAAAUGGCAGAAACCACGGUUCUCCCGUAAAUCUCUGAUGAAGUGCUGUCUUGUCAAGUGGAUCAUCGCCAGCACCACGCAACAAGGGCCAGAUGACAGCUGUGACAGUGACCUUGAACUCUCCAUGGUGCGUCACCAACCCGAAGGCCUCGACCAGCUCCAAGCACAGACACAGUUCACCCGGAAGGAGCUUCAGUCACUUUACAGAGGCUUCAAAAAUGAAUGUCCCAGUGGGCUUGUGGAUGAAGAAACUUUCAAAAGCAUUUACUCACAGUUCUUCCCUCAAGGAGAUGCAACCAUGUAUGCACAUUUCUUGUUCAAUGCAUUUGACAUGGACAGAAGUGGCUCCAUCCGGUUUGAAGACUUUGUAAUAGGAUUAUCUGUGUUGCUUAGAGGCUCUGUAACAGAGAAACUGCGAUGGGCCUUCAAUCUGUAUGACAUCAACAAAGAUGGCUACAUUACUAAAGAGGAAAUGAUGGCAAUAAUGACCUCCAUUUAUGACAUGAUGGGCAGGUACACCUUACCAAGCGUACGAGAUGAUUCCCCCUAUGAGCAUGUGGAGAAAUUCUUCCAGAAAAUGGAUCGGAACAGAGAUGGAGUGGUGACGAUUGAUGAAUUUAUAGAAACUUGCCAAAAGGAUGAAAAUAUCAUGGCUUCCAUGCAGCUCUUUGAGAAUGUCAUUUAGUUUCUGUAGAAGAACGUGAAUCAGUAAUGCUGCGUAGUGCUUCUGAUUGCAAGCUUCUGGCCUGAAACAACUGAAAUCAUCCUGGAAGAAAAACUGGGUCAAGCAAAACAUUGGUUAGAUUUCACUACAAUCUGGCAAACACUCUUUGUUUUCCCUGUCAAAUUGUUUGAUGCAGAAAAAUGUGCAGAGUUCACCAAAUCACUCGAAGAAGAAAUGUUGCAUGACAGUGUUAAUUCUGCACAUGCAGGAAAUGUGAAAUUACCAGAUGAGCAUGAGUGCUUGCCAAUAUAUUGCCAAUAAACGCAUGCGAUGUAAACAACAUUGGACACAAACACAAAGUUUUAUCUUUGACCACUCUGAAACUUGGCAAAUGAGGAUACUUUGUUACUGUAUUAUAUUGUAAAGAAAAUAAUUAUGUUUCUAAUUUUUGAGUGAAAUGUGACACCCAGUCAUCGUAACAUCGAACCAAAAACUGCUGGAAUAAAUAUAUACCUUCACAUAACAUAAUAACUCCAUUGAAUACCUUGUACCUUGUUUUUUUUUUUUACAUUUUUUAUACUAUGAUUAAAGUCACUUAACUGGUUCAAGCAAGAUUAAAACAUUUCAAGAAUGAUGAAAAAAAAAAAAUCAUCUUAUACCUAAAAUAAUGCUCAAAUUGAAGAUGAAUUCAGCGUCACGGCUCAGGCCAUGACACUUGUUGUGCUGUUGAGCUGUGGGGACAGCAGUCUGUGUCCACAGUCACAUUGUGAGGACCCAUCUGGACCCAAGUCCCCACAACAUAAAUCAUUAAAUUUUAAUGUGAAGACUUGUUUUAAGGUUAGGUUGAGGUUAGGGUUGGGAUAAGUAAGUAAAAUAAGUUUACUGUUAUGGUUAAGCGGUGGUUAAACCAGAAAAUGAUGGAAACACGACUGUGUGUGUGUGUGUGUGUGUGUUUGUUGGGCGUUGCUUCCUAAUCCUCAGCACCUGGUGGUUCUCCACACCUGUUCCCACCUGCUCAUCAGACUCUUCUUUAAAUUCAGUACAUCUUCCACUUGUUGUCAGAUGACUGCACCAGCUAGUGGCCAUGCUCUAUCAACUGCUCUUUCCUUUUUUUUUGCACUUGAGUAACUUUUUGUUGUGUUCUCCUCAUUAAUUUGCUAAAUUUGCUUUGUGUACCUUUGUGCUUAGAACCUGCUAGUGCCUGCUGUCAUUGUCUUGCCUCAAUCUGUCAGCAAACCUGCGCCGCUCCUCCACUCCGUGAUAUCCACUUCCCUGCCCUCUCCUUCCCACAAUUACAAUAAACUUUUCAUUCAUAUCCUCUCCUGUUGUCUGCUUUUGGGGA